AUUUCACCUACAGUACUCUGUAAUAACGUGUUUUCUUGGCUUCAGCAAGUGGUCGCGCGCCGAUGCCAUCGUUUCCUAAAGGAAUUUAUUAUUACGCAUUUCGUAUUUUGCUCCUUGAAUAACAAUAAAAUAUCUUGGUAUCACGUUGCACCGGGCAGAUUCGCGACGGUCUCGUAUUGAGCGCGCAGUAUCGUUUACAUGCGGUUCUAAAAAUGUGUUGGGACGCAUGAGGAGCGUCGGGAUAGUUCGGGAGUCGGUCGCGGGCUCCUGCUAUAAAUGGAACGCGUGUCGGUGGAUUGUUGUCCUCGGGGCGGGUGGUCCGCGAGCUCGCGUCCCUGCGUUAUGUAACGGCCCUUAGCGUCGCGUCGCAGGCCGCACGCCGCACGUGCAAUGCACGCGGCGCUUCCACGUCGGACACGACGCAGCGAGCACGCGGUCGCGCUGCGCGCACCCCUGUCUCCUAGCAACGCUGUUGACGGUGGUGCUCCCAUAAGAAAAUCACCAAGCUUGUUGUUAUAUCACCACCCCUACGGUUCCGUGUAAAACGCGCGUUGCUAAGGAGUGGAAAUCAUAACAAAAUUAGCUGCCCUAUGGUCAGUUUAAUAUUUAAUUCAGUGGACUUUGAUUCGUGCUAUUUUGCCUGUUAAGAAGCAAUGGCGCCAAUGCGUGGCGAGCGCGGAGGCUCGCCGGCUCGCGCUGCCCGCGCCUCUCUGCCCCUACCUCGCCGCCUAAUCAGACAGAUCGCACGCCAUGUGGCGUCUAGCGGGCGAAGUCUGCGCCGUCUUGAAGUCUCUGGGAGGGUCAUAGACAAUUUUGACGACAUUGAAGACGCGAGUGACAGUGAUCAUGAAGUUAACCAGCCUGCAGUCGCGUGCGGCGGUAACGCCGGCAACCUGCCCCCCGCAGACCACGACGACGACCUCACAAGCCUGAGCUGGCUGCAAGACAGGAAUCUGCUGAGGGGUAUAAAUCUAACCAAAGGCGACGUCGAAGACAUAAAAUCAAGUCAAAUGAUUGGAAGCCAGGUCAUAAUAAAAACGGAAUCGUUGACGCCCCCGCCCCUGGCGGGGCGCGCGUCGCCCCCGCGCACGCCCGUGAAGGCGCCGCCGUCGCCGCCGGCGGGCGCGAGUCCCGGGGCGAGUCCCGCGCACGCGCACGCGCUCGCGCUCGCGCACGCGCACGCGCACAGCAAGCCGCCCUACUCCUUCUCCUGCCUCAUCUUCAUGGCCAUCGAGGCCGCGCCGGCGCGCGCGCUGCCCGUCAAGGAGAUCUACGCGUGGAUCGUGCGCCACUUCCCCUACUUCCGCCACGCGCCGCAGGGCUGGAAGAACAGCGUGCGGCAUAACCUGUCGCUCAACAAGUGCUUCCACAAGGUGGCUGCCGCUCCAGGUCUCGGCAAAGGCUCCCUAUGGACGGUCGACCCUCAGCAUCGGUCUACAUUAUUACAGGCGUUCGGGCGGCAGCCGAUCCCGGCGCCGUCGGAGCCGGAGUCGCCGCCGCCGCCCUCGGCCGCCGCCGCCGCCGCCGCCAAGAACUCGCCCGACCCCGCGCUGUUCCCCUUCCUGGCGCGCCGGCUGCGGCCCGAGCCCGCGCCCGGCCCCGGCCCCGGCCCCGGCCCCGGCCCCGGCCCCGGCCCCGGCCCCGGCCCCGGCCCCGGCCCCGGCCCCGGCCCCGGCGCCGACGAGUACCGCGCCGCCGCCACCGUGCUCGCCAUGAAGUACGGGCCCGCCGUGCUCGACCAGCUGCCGCCGGCGGCGCACCACCUGGUGAUCUCCCGCUGCGCGCGCGACGAGCACUCGUACUCGGGCGGCUUCGAGGAGCGGCGCACGGCCGAGGCGCUGCUCAACCUGGCCGGCGUGUGCCCCGAGCCCGCCAGCUAGCAACGGCGCCUCUGCAGAAAUGUGCGACCGAUAUGUUCGAGCGAUACGUUGCCGCCAUCACUAUUUUGAUUGCACGGUACUGUACCGAGCCUUUUUUGUGACGUUUAAUUUUGAACUAAACACAUUGGACUCAGACUCCGGGUAUCAAAACUGGCAGCUAUUUUGUUCGAUCUAUUUGAAAGAUCAAAUGAAAUCUUAUAUGUGUAAGUGUAUGAAACACUACUUCAUAUGAAGUAUAUAAACUAAAGCGGUUAUUAAGUAUAGUUAAUUUAUAAUUUAAUUUAAAGGUAGAGCAUGUGGCUGUUACAGUGUUAAAACAAUCUAAUUAUGUUACUGCUCAAUCGCUUCUAGCAAUAGUUGGAAACUAAUGAUAGAUUAAAGUUUCUCAAAGAAAAGUUGCGCUAGGGCCAAGCUCAGAUGACGGCGACCAAAUUGUUGGGUUCGUAGAACUAUAUUGUUUAAAUUAAUAGCUACGUCUACCUUGACGGUUAUAGGGCCCGUUUUAUCUAAAGGGUAUACUACAUUUUUGUGAUGUUUUCCCAUUAUUUUUAAUUAAAAUUUUAACGAAAUUCUAACCAUUGCUGCUUGCUGUCACGUCAAUAAAAGAAUAGUUUCAUUAACGAUAUGUCCUCGUAUCCAUAUACGUCAAUAGCGGCGAAAAGGUAGGUUGACAACGCACUUGCAAAUCCUCUGGGGUUGCGGGUGUUCAUACACUGCUAUCAUCAUAAUAAAAUGUAACUAAAAUAUGACACAAAACGUAUUUAUAAUUAUUUUUUUUAACAAAAAGAGCCUUAAAUUAUUUUUUUUACAACUGGUGUUGACACUGUUGACCCUGCCUGCUACGCAGUGGUCCCGGGUUCGAAUCCCGGCAAGGGCACUUAUUUGUGUGAUGAGCACAGAUAUUUGUUUCUGAGUCGGUCAGUAUUUUCUGUGUAUUUAAGUAGUUGUAUAUUAUACAUAUAUGUAUAGCUCACUGUAAUGCCAUGUUAACGUAUUGACAAAUAGCGUUGUCUGAGUACCUGUCAACUCAGACUCAGUCAAUCU
Molecule: messenger RNA, 2924 nt
Organism: Leguminivora glycinivorella
Lineage: Eukaryota; Metazoa; Arthropoda; Insecta; Lepidoptera; Tortricidae
Product: forkhead box protein L1-like
Exons: 9
Coding region: 654-1880 (408 amino acids)
Biological process (GO): regulation of DNA-templated transcription
Cellular component (GO): nucleus
Molecular function (GO): DNA-binding transcription factor activity; cis-regulatory region sequence-specific DNA binding
Source: RefSeq, a predicted model, not a curated record